Messenger RNA from Sardina pilchardus (European sardine), 5401 nucleotides. It is a transcript of the gene fhip1b, whose product is annotated as FHF complex subunit HOOK interacting protein 1B. Gene Ontology annotation, biological process: endosome to lysosome transport; early endosome to late endosome transport; endosome organization. The coding region runs from base 959 to 4657 and encodes 1232 amino acids. The transcript is spliced from 15 exons. The record is from RefSeq and is a predicted model, not a curated record. Lineage: Eukaryota; Metazoa; Chordata; Actinopteri; Clupeiformes; Clupeidae. Gene Ontology annotation, cellular component: FHF complex.
GGGAGAGUGAUUGAGAAAUCUGACCAACGUUUGUUUAUGACUGGCACAAUACUGCGGUGGAUAACUGGCCCGGAAGAUUAAUGGUGUGAAUGAGUGUCCUCUGCUGCCAUUGGUUUAUGUUUACCUUUUUUCAGGAAAAGGCACCUUGUCUGACGUGAUGAGAAUUGAUUUGCUAGCAGCUCUUCAUAGGCUGUUUAUUCCAAAUCACUGCUCGGCAACCGAACGCUAAACGUUGAAAAUACUGGAAAUAAAGCAGGAUUCAUAUAUUUGUCCGAAGUAAAAUCAGGAAGUUGGCUUCAGUGAAGUGCUCCAGCUUGGUCAUCAUCCCAUGACUCACUGGUUUACACUAAUUUAGAGGACGCUGACCACAGCAAGCGACCGAAGCACAGGCGAGAGCAGCAGCGUGCAGCACGUUACUGAGAGUCCUGGAGGGACUGGAGUUAUGACUCAGAGCCCCUGAGACAGCAUGGAGCUUUAGCUCGCCACACCAAACCUCAGUUCAAGAGUGUGUCUGUCUGAGAAUGGAGUGGUGCAGGCUGCAGGCUGGAUGACAGGGUCUGCAGGGAUCUCUGACUGCCCUCGCCCCCCCCUCCACACCACCUGAUCGCCCCGUCUCUGUGCUGACGGGGAUCCGGAGAGACGGCCACACACACACCCUCCUCCUCCCCCCCCGCCUCCCCUCGGGCCACAGCAUUGCACACUCCAGGGCAACCGUUCCUUCCCCUUCCUCUUCACUCACCCCUCCGCCUGUGUAGGAGGACACUCCACCCCUCUUGUUUUGGGGGUUUCCCUCUCCACCUUUCCCGAGCCCCCCCUCCCCUCCCUUCCUCCCCUCCUUUUCUCCCCCUGUUCUCUCCCUUUCCCUCUUCUCCCCCUCUUCCUCAUUUCUCCUCUUCUCCGUUCCUCUCCUCUCUCUCCCUCUCUCUCUCUCUCCCCUCGGCGAGCGUGUGAGGGCAGAAUGAGCUGGUUAAGCCGUCUGAACCCGCGGGCGGCCGGCUCCAGGCCCGGCCGAAACGCCGCCCCCUCCAGCCCCUGCAUGGCUGACCCGGAGACCUGCCUCAUGGUCUUCCAGAACCACUGGAGACAGGUGUCGUGGGUGCUGGAGCAGAAGGACUCGAUGUCCAGUGGCGCUGACGACUUGACCGCCGUGAGGAACAACACCGACCAGAUGCUGUGCCUGCUGGCCGAGGAGCGGCCCCAGGAGCUCGACCCCGAGGUCCUCUCCUCCUCUUCCUCCUCCUCCUCUUCCUCCGCGGCCGCCUGCAUGGGGCCCAUCUUGGAGUUUGUGGUGUCCGAGCGGGUCCUGGAGCGGCUGGUGGAGUGGCACGUGCGCCGCGGCCUGGACCCCGACAGCCAGGGGGCGCUGCUCAAGCUGUUUGAGAUGCUGAUCGGCCAGUCCCAGCAGCCCUUGCUCCAGCACAUGGCCGUGCUGCAGCCGCUGCUCUGCCUGCUGGCCACCUGCGCCGACCCCCAGCUGGGCUGCCCGCCCGCCCUCGAGGCCAGCCUCGUGCUCCUGCUCAACCAGGUGUGUGUGUGCACAGCGCGGGAGCCCAAGGUGCUGGAGCUGUUGUUCCAGGCGACGCCGGCCCCUCAGGGUCCCACCAACCUGCUCAUCUUCUCCCUGCUGGUGCCCUUCAUCCACCGGCACGGCGCCAUCGGCCAGCAGGCCCGCGACGCCCUGCUGCUCGUCAUGGCAACGUCCGCCAGCAACGAGGCCGUGGCCCAGUACAUCACCGAGAACUCCUACUUCUGCCCGGUCCUGGCCACGGGCCUGAGCGCUCUCUACUCGUCGCUGCCGCGGAAGAUCGAGGUGCGCGGGGACGACUGGCACGCGCUGCGGCGCGAGGACUGGAUGGGCGUGUCCUCGCUGGUCCUCUUCAUGAACUCCCUGGAGUUCUGCAACGCUGUGGUGCAGGUUUCUCACCCACUGGUGCGCACUCAGCUGCUUGAUUACGUCCACAAUGGCUUCCUGAUUCCAGUCAUGGGCCCCGCCCUUCACAAGUCGUCUGUCGAUGAGAUGAUCGCCAGCACGGCCUACCUGGACCUCUUCCUGCGCAGCGUCACGGAAACGUCCCUCCUCAAAACCUUCCUGCGUUUCAUCCUGCUGCAUCGCCACGACAACGACACCAUCCUGGACACGCUGCUCACACGCAUCAGCAGCAACUCGCGGUUGUGCAUGGUUUCUCUCAGCCUCUUCAAGACACUGCUGUCCCUCAACUGUGAAGACCUCAUGCUACAGCUCGUUCUCAGGUAUCUGCUGCCAUGCACACAUGUGAUGCUGAGUCAGAGGCGUGCGGUCAGGGAGACAGACAUUUACGGCAAGUCGGCAGACAAGUUCCUCUCCCUCAUCCCGGAGUGCUGCCGUGCCUCAACAGCGCCAUCUGGGGAGCGGGAGGAGGAACCCGCCUUUUGGGGGAAAGUGCUGGGCAGCCCCACGGCUGAGUCCCCGGUCCACCCCAGACCCAGCACGCCGUCCCGCCUGGCCCUCUUCAUCCGCCAGCAGAGUUCGGGCGGCGGCGCCUCGGCUAGCUCCCCCACCAGCACCGAGCCUCCCUCCUCCCCCCGAGGGGCUCCAGCCGCUCCCCUCUCCCCCGACAGCCCCCUGCACCAGGCCUCGGGCUCCACCGACGAGCCCAACGGGGAGUCGGGCUACCUGGACUACCUGCGGGAGGCGCGGCGGGGCAUCGAGGUCUGCUCCUGGGCCUGCCGCAACUGGUCAGCCCCCUACGACGGCGAGGACCCUUCUCCGAACCUGGCGCCGGCUCCCCCUCCCCCUCCCACCAGCCACCCCAGCCUGAGCCUGGUGCCCGAGCACUUCUCCCUCCAGGGCGGCCCAGCUGGCGCGGCCAGUGCGGGCGCGGGCCCAGGUGUGGGCCCAGGUGUGGUCCCAGGUGUGGUCCCAGGUGCGGGCACAGGCUCAGGCGAGGCCGGCCAGAAGGAGCGGGCGGCGGUGGUGGCGGCGGCGCGUUCGGAGUGGAGCAGCACGGAGCGCGACAGCGGCGAGUGGGACGUGACCAUCAGCAAGAACUGCAUCAGCCUGACGCCGCGCAGCAAGAAGCGCAGCCUGCAGCGGGACCAGACGCCGCUCAACACCGCCCCCAUGCACCUGCCCACCUCCUCCUCCUCCUCCGCAUCCUCAUCCUCAGUAUCAUCAGCAGCAACGACAAUGCCGACCUCCACUGUGUCCACCUCCUCCACCCCUGCUGCCCUACACCAGGCCCUCUUUAACGGGACGGGCCGGGGGGACAGCUGCCCCGACAUGGCCGAUGGGGGCAUGGAGGUGAAGAAGGUGAAGCGGGACGUGGAUGCGGACUCGAGCGUGAGCGUGAGCACGGGUGGCUCCGGCGCAGAGCCGGGCCAGAACGGUGCGGUGGGCGUGUGCUCCCCCGAGGCCUGUGCGCCGCCGCAGGGAGGCGGGAGUUGCGUUGAGGCCCGUGGUGGCCCCGGCGUCCUCCAACAGACGCCCCCGCAAGUGUCCCGCCAGCCUGACCGCCCACCACUGUCCUGCACAGCCCCCGCCCCGGCCCCUGCCCCGUCGCUCGACGAGGCCCCCCCGAAGCCCACUCCGUCUCCCGCCCCAGCAGCCCCGGAGGCGACCUUGGCCCCAUCGGCCUCCUCCUCCUUCUCCUCCUACUCCUCGGCGGUGAGCCGGGGGCUGGAGUCGGUGGAGAGCCUGAUCGAGGAGCUGCUGGAGCGCGCACCGACGGCAGCGGCCCCCGGGGACUCCAACGGCCAGGGCAUCAGCAUCGAGGCCUUCCACCAGGAGCUGCGCGAGCUGGAGGAGCGCGUGCGGGAGCGGCGGGCGGUCGCCCAGGCCCUGGAGGAGCUGGCCAGAGAGCCGCCCGCCCUCGAGCACGCCGAGGACGAGCUGCAGCCGCCGCCCACGCCGCUCGAGGCCGAGGCGGCAGCCGGCGAUGCCAAGAUGGAGAACGCGAUGGGAGGGAUGUUCAGUCCUGCCAGGCCCCUGGGCCAGCCGGCCGCUCCUCCAUACACUGGACCGUUUAUUAUGGUGCUGUUUGCCAAGCUGGAGAACAUGCUGCAGAACUCCCUGUACGUGAACAUCCUGCUGACGGGCAUCGUGUUCCAGCUGGCCUGCUACCCGCAGCCUCUCAUCCGCUCCUUCCUCCUCAACACCAACAUGGUCUUCCAGCCCAGCAUCAAGUCCCUCAUCCAGGUGCUGGGCACGGUGAAGAACCGCAUCGAGGUGUUCGCCGCCAUGCACGAGGACUUCCCGGCCAUGCUGAGGAAAGCCCGGCGCUACCUGCUGGCCCGCGGCAAGCUGGACUGGAGCGACUCGCCCACCGCUCUGCCCAGCCUGCGCCGCUCCGACUCCAUGGGUGAGGUGAAGAGCCGUAAGCCGUCUCUGGGCGACCUGAUCCUGCGCCACACCAACAGCCCGACCCGGGCGCGUAACGCCGCUCAGAUGGCCCUGGCGCACGUGCGCGACGGCGGCCAGUCCCUGCACAGCGCCCUGUUCCGCGCCACCACCUCCUCCACGGCCUCCAGCCUGGAGCGGCAGGCCGAGGCGCUGCGCGUCAAGAACGCCGUCUACUGCGCCGUGGUCUUCGCCGAGUUCCUCAAGGAGCUGGCCGCGCUCGCCCAGGAGCACGCCGUCGCCCUGCCCUUCCCCCGCAGCGGCCCCGGGGUAGAGGAGUGACCACACACACACACACACUCAAACACACACACACACUCAAACACACACACACACACAUACACAUACACCAACACCACAAUGACCCACAAACUGGUGGCUUUUUUUUCUUUCUUGCCACAUGAGGGCAGUAUUCAGUUUAAUCGAACUGAGAAAGAAGGAAGGCAGUUGGGGUUUCUGUUUUUUUUUUUUUUUUUUUAAUUGUUUGUGGAAAUUGCACAAGUGGCCCCACACAUCUGUGCAUAGCUGUGUACAUACCUAUACAUAGAAAGAGUAUAAAUAUAUGAGAUAUAUAGAAUAUUUAUGUGUAUGAUGGGUUUUUAUAUGCACAGAGACUAAACGCUGAACUGCUAUUUCCUGGAAAUGGUAUUCCCACCUGUGUACACACAAAUACACCCAUACACACUGUGCGCAGAGCUCUGCCACUGUAGAACUGUAUUUUAGCGGCUCGGCUGAAUGAAGUAGUUGUCCACCUGUAGUGCACGGCGCUCUCCUCUCAGCUCUGUGUGACUGACCGCCCUCCCUCAGUCCAGUCUGAUGCGGGACAGGAGAGGACUCUCGCGAGGCAGAUCCUCAUUCGUUUUCUACACAUUUUUAAAGCCCUGUUUGUCUCCGCGUGUCAGAGAAGCGUCCAAUGAAUGCAUUGGUGGAAGAGAUUUUUUGUUUUGUUUUGUUUUUGUCAAAAAAAAAAAGGAAUAAGGGUUCACCUCACAACAUGGGGACAUAAAUGAAUCAUGACUGGGGGGG